UAGCAAGAUUUCCAGGAUCCAGUCGCUUUUCAAUGUCCUCGCUUCGCUUCCUCAUCUCUUUGAUGGUUACCGUAUUCUGCAUUUGAUAUUAUUGCCAUUCGUCACUCUUCUAUUCCCACACUCAUUGCUACGCGCUACAAUCUCUCGUCUUCAUUCAUUUCCCGCUGCGGCUUGCUUGCUUCGCGAUAGAGCGUGCGGGUACUGCGGCAGUCUACUACUCCUUUAAUGAACGGGGCCAUUUGGGAACACAUUAUAUCAUUGAGGACCACCGCGCGACUCUAGUAUCCGUAUUUUGGGCGCAUAUACUAGUCAGGCACAAGACUCACCUCUCCUCAACGCCAAUUCACUACCCGUCUUCACAAUGGCCUGGGGCUUCCGUCGGAAAGAGACGGUGGAUGACUACAUUGGCAUCCUCAUACCGCUCGACAAAGCACAUCUCUACAGUCACUCUGCCAAGCAUGGCAAGUUGAACUACGAACAUGUCAACGAUGCAGACAUGGAGGAGCUUCUGGACGAUGUGGAGAUGCAAGAACGGCAGGGCGAGGAUGAGCAUGAGACGGAGAACGAGACGAGGGGGAUGCUGCAGACGAGAGCUUUCGAAUACAGUAUCAAAGGCUUGAGGGCAGAGACGCGUCGAGGGCAGGGCUCCGGACGCAAUGGGUCGUGGACGCCUUACGAGAUCAAGUCAAAAUUGAUCAACAAGGCGAUACAGGACAUUGGGAUGGGACGAUACAACUGGCAGCUUUUCUUUGUCUGUGGCUUCGGCUGGUUUGCCGACAACCUCUGGUUGCAGGGCGCGUCUCUAACACUGCCCUCGCUGUCGGCUAGGUUCGACAUUGGCGAGAAAGAGGUGCGAUAUACCACGAGCGCCUUGUUCUUAGGUCUUUCCCUGGGCAGUUCCGUCUGGGGGAUCGGCUCGGACUACACGGGGCGGCGCAUCCCCUUCAACACCACGCUGCUCAUCGCCGCCAUCUUUGGCAUGGCCUCGGCAUUCACCCAGAGCUGGGCUGGCGUCUGCUUCACCUACGCCGCGCUCGGGUCCGGCGUGGGUGGCAGCCUACCGGUGGACGGCUCAUUAUUCCUCGAGUUUCUGCCAGACGCGAAUAGCUCGCUUCUGACCAUGCUCUCGGUGUGGUGGCCUGUCGGGCAGCUCGUCUCGUCUCUCAUUGCCUGGUACACCAUGGCCAACUGGCCAGUCGACGAGGGCUGGCGUCUCUUCAUGGCUACAAUUGGCAUCAUGACCUUUGCCAUGUUCGCCGUCCGCUUCUUCAUCUUCCGCCUGCUCGAGUCACCCAAAUUCCUGCUGAACCAAGGUCUUCAAGAUGAGGCCGUGGCGGUCGUUCAUGCCAUCGCCUACCGCAACGGCACCAAGACGUGGCUUACGUCCGAGAUCCUCGACGAGGUUGCUGGUACAGACGACGCGAGUGCGGACCGGCUUCGACCGCAGCCGACAGGAGGGCUCAAGGAGAAGCUGUCCAAGUUCUCGGGAGACAAAAUGAACCAGCUCUUCAAGGAACCAAAGCUGCGUCUGGCGACAAUCCUCAUAUGGACUGCCUGGGCUGCCAUUGGCAUGGGCUACCCACUCUUCGCUGCCUUCCUCCCCCAGUACUUCUCCAAGUACAGCAACGCAGACGUCCAGUCCGAGACCUCCAGUAUCUCGGGGGAGACCUACCGCAACUACGCCAUCACGUCCAUCUGCGGAGUCCCUGGCAGCGUCCUCGCCACGUGGCUCGUCGACCAGAACUCGCGCUUCCUCGGGCGCAAGGGCACGCUGGCCUGCUCGACCCUUCUCUCGGCUGUCUUCCAGCUCGCGUUCGUGGUCUGGGGCACGUCGUCGACACGCCAGCUCAUCUUCUCGUGCGUGGGUGCCUUUACGCAGAACAUCAUGUACGGUGUGCUGUACGCCUACACGCCCGAAAUCUUCCCCGCCCCCGUCCGCGGCGCCGGCACGGGCGUGGCGAGCUUCCUGAACAGAAUCACCGGCCUGUUUGCCCCUGUCCUCGCGGCGAACCUGCCUGGCGAUGCGGCCGAGGGGCCCAUUUACGCGUCUGCUCUCCUGAUCGCGGUAGCUUUCGUGAGCAUGUGCUUUAUCCCGAUUGAGACGCGCGGGGCGCAGAGGCUCUGAUAUUGGUUGCGCUGGAAAGAAUACUUGUAAAGGGGUGUACUAUAUAUAGGACUGGGCAUUGGGCAUAGAGGGUGGCGUCGCAAUUUUCUGGGUAUAUCACAGGACAUGGAGUCCAGGUAUGAAUU
This is a messenger RNA of Emericellopsis atlantica, 2250 nucleotides long. RefSeq names its product major facilitator superfamily domain-containing protein. Gene Ontology annotation, cellular component: membrane. Gene Ontology annotation, biological process: transmembrane transport. The record is from RefSeq and is a predicted model, not a curated record. Bases 362 to 2125 code for a protein of 587 amino acids. NCBI's taxonomy places the organism in Eukaryota, Fungi, Ascomycota, Sordariomycetes, Hypocreales, Bionectriaceae. The transcript is spliced from 3 exons. Gene Ontology annotation, molecular function: transmembrane transporter activity.